Molecule: messenger RNA, 606 nt
Organism: Helobdella robusta
Lineage: Eukaryota; Metazoa; Annelida; Clitellata; Rhynchobdellida; Glossiphoniidae
Exons: 3
Molecular function (GO): protein binding
Source: RefSeq, a predicted model, not a curated record
CCCCAACCAAAAGUGACCUGGACUUUCAAUGGUCAGUUCCUUCCAGAUCCAACUCGCAUAAGACCUGAGACAAUAUACAAUCAUGCCACUUUAAAUUUAAACAAAAUGAAAGCUUCUGACGCUGGUCUGUAUACCUUGACCUUAGAAAACCCCUUUGGAAAAGAUACUAUGAAUAUAAAAUUGAAAACAAUAGACAAACCGGGUCCGAUCAAAAAUCUUGCCGUCAAGUCAGUUACAUCAAACACGGUGACUCUUACAUGGGGCGAGCCUGAUACAGAUGGCGGAAGUGACAUCACGGGUUAUAAUGUGGAGAAAAAGGAAGGCCAGCGCAAAAUGUGGCAAUCAGUGACCAACACUCCAAAUUUAGAAGCCCUGGCAACUGGACUCUUCGAAGGAAACAAGUACAAUUUCAGGGUGGCCGCAGAAAAUUCAGUGGGUGUUGGUGAAUUUGUUGAAUUGGACCAAAUGGUGCAACCUAAGUCUGUUCCUAGUGUUCCCGGUGUUCCAGAAGUAUUUGAUGUAACCUCCUCUACAUGCAAGUUGACUUGGAAGAAGCCGGACUCUGACGGUGGAAGUGAAAUAACCGGGUAUGUGGUGGAAAAGAAG